Messenger RNA from Ramularia collo-cygni, 2298 nucleotides. Its product is annotated as related to protein kinase family protein. Bases 1 to 2298 code for a protein of 765 amino acids. Lineage: Eukaryota; Fungi; Ascomycota; Dothideomycetes; Mycosphaerellales; Mycosphaerellaceae. Gene Ontology annotation, biological process: protein phosphorylation; tRNA export from nucleus. The transcript has 4 exons. Gene Ontology annotation, cellular component: cytoplasm. Gene Ontology annotation, molecular function: protein kinase activity; ATP binding. The record is from RefSeq and is a predicted model, not a curated record.
AUGGACUUCCUCAAGCAGGCAGUGGCCUCCAUAGCAAAAGGGCCUGCAUUUGGCUACUCUUUCGGCGAGCGCGUGGACAUCGAUCAAUCUAUAUGGACACUGCAUAACGGCACCAAAAGAGAAGACGGCUCCAAAUGCAGCAUAUUCUCCUUCGACAUCAACGCCAAUAGGCCCCGCCUACCGCUUGCGAAGAACGCAUUGAGAAAGUUCAAGACACUACGACAUCCCGGCAUAGUCAAAGUCCUGGACACACUUGAGACAGACCAGCUUAUUUACAUCGCCACUGAGAGGAUAACACCGCUGAACUGGGCCACAAGACGGAAAGCACUUGCCGAAGAGAGCUUGAAAUGGGGACUCCACAACGUGGCGAAGACUCUUAAGUUCAUCAACGAUGAGGCAGCGUCGGUGCAUGGCAGCAUUCGUGCCUCGUCCAUUUUCACCAGCGAAAGCGGGGAAUGGAAGAUUGGCGGACUAGACAUCUUGAGCUCCAUGAAGGAAGAUGACGCUGUCAUCUUCACGCAAGGCAGUCUGGUCCCUGACAUCGGACGAUACUCUCCCCCCGAAGUUGUAAAGAGUGGAUGGGACAAUGUGAGACGGAAUCCCACUCACGCAGUCGAUGCAUACAGCUACGGCAUCCUGAUAUCCGAGGUAUUCAACGCUGGCUUCUCUGGUACAGACCAGAUCGGGUCUACAAAAGGCAUCCCCGGCGAUAUGCAGAGCAGUUACAAGCGAUUGACACAUGCCGCACCGAAGAUGCGCCUCAGCUUGGCUCAUUUCCUCGAGCAGGGUGUUCGGUCAGGUGGCUUCUUUGAUACACCUCUGAUCCAACUUACCGACAACAUUGACAACAUGGGCCUGAAAACCGAAUCUGAGAAAGAUCAGUUCUUGAAUGAACUCGGGGCGAUUGUAGAAUCGGACGAAUUUCCUGAAGACUUUUUCAAGGUAAAGGUCCUUCCCGAGCUUCUCAAAUCUGUCGAGUUCGGCGGCGGUGGGCCAAAGUCCUUCGCCUUGGUGAUGCGAAUUGCUCAAAAGCUCUCUGAAGAUGAAUAUGAUGUACAGAUCACCCCAGUGGUUGUUCGACUGUUCGCAAGCCCGGACCGAGCCUUGCGUGUCUGCCUUUUGGACAAUUUGCCCUUGAUGAUUGAUCAUCUCAGCCAAAAGAUCGUCAGCGACAAAAUCUUCCCGCAGAUGGUGACGGGCUUUGGCGAUUUGGCUCCCAUUGUCCGCGAGCAGACUGUCAAAGCUGUGCUUGUUGUAGUAUCCAAACUCUCUGACCGUGUAGUUAACGGCGAGUUGCUUCGACACCUUGCAAAAACAGCCAAUGACGAGCAGCCAGGGAUUCGGACCAACACCACCAUUUGUUUGGGCAAGAUAGCCAAAAACCUAGGUGCAAACUCUCGGGCGAAAGUCCUCAGUGCCGCCUUUUCGCGCGCAUUACGAGACCCUUUCCUACAUGCCCGAAACGCUGCACUGAUGGCAUUGGCGGCCACAGCCGAUGUUUUCAGUGAAGAUGACUGUGCAACGAAGAUGCUUCCAGCGAUCUGCCCUUCCUUGGUGGACAAGGAGAAGCUUAUCCGUGAUCAGGCCAACAAAACACUAAACAUCUACCUCGACCGUGUACGCAAGUACAGUACGACGCUACCCGAUACCGUGCUACCACCACCAGAGACGGUAUCAGCUGGUGGCACGAGGAUGAGCACACCACAGCCGGGCAACCAACCGGGAAGCCAAUGGAUGGGCUGGGCCAUCUCCUCAUUCACAAACAAAAUCAGCACAGUCGCUGGGGAAAUCCAGCCAGACGGGACCAGUCCGCGGCCUCCUGCAGCGAAUGUGCCAUUAGCAGCGCAUGGUAUCACGUUACAGCCCACCCCGACCUUACAUCACACCGCGUCAGCUCCUGUCGUGCCAAAAGUAUCAUCAAGUUUGCGGACAUCAAUGGCAACACCACCUGCCGAAGAUGAAGAUUUCGGUGAUGGCUGGGGCGAGAUGAUUGAUGACCCAGCGGAUCCCUGGGCUGAGCCUUCGUCAAUAUCUUCGAGGCCUGAAAUGGCGACUAUCAGCUAUGAUGAUGGUGGCGAGCCGGACUUUGAGGGAUGGCUAAAUGCGCAGGCGAAGGCCAAGUCCAGUAGUAAAAAGCCAUUGCCCAAAGGACUUGCAAAGAAGAACGUUGCUUCGAAGCCCGCAAUCAGACCCACAGUGGUGAAGGCGAACAGCGCCGUGAAAGCACAGAGACCAGCGGAGCCCAAGCAGGUACCGGCCGAAGAUGACGACGAUGAUUGGGGUGAAGCCUGGAAGUGA